Molecule: messenger RNA, 600 nt
Organism: Syzygium oleosum
Lineage: Eukaryota; Viridiplantae; Streptophyta; Magnoliopsida; Myrtales; Myrtaceae
Product: EG45-like domain containing protein
Exons: 3
Coding region: 45-446 (133 amino acids)
Source: RefSeq, a predicted model, not a curated record
CCCAAAUUUGCAAGAUCGAGUUUCAAAUUUUGCUACGAAGAAAGAUGGGCCAGAUAGUAAUGGCAAUAGUUGUAUGCAUGAGCUUAAUGAGCAUAGACAUGGGCUUGUUCGUUCUUGGAGACGUAGGCACUGCUUCUUCCUACGACCCGCCAUACACCCCAACCAGAUGUAAUGGUUAUAGGGCAGACCAGUUUCCGCCGGGGAACCUGUUCGUGGCGGUGAGCGAAGGGUUGUGGGACAACGGAGCCGCCUGCGGGCGACGGUACCGGCUGCGGUGCCUGAGUGGCAGCAACAGGCCAUGCAAGGACGGCACGGUUGACGUCACCGUCGUGGACUACUGCCCCAGGUCUCCGUGCCCCUCCACCAUUCUCUUGUCCACCAAUGCCUUCUCCACCAUCUCCAAAUCUGCCUCCGCCAAAAUCAACGCCGAAUAUAUCCAGAUAUGAUCAGGGUUUCUUUGCGUCCAAGGAAUGAAGAAUGGAAGAGGGAAGCUCUAGUUAGAAUUUUGUCCUACAUUAUUGGAAUUCAAAUGUUACCCUCGACAUAUUCAUAUGUAGAUGUUUGCAUCUUCAAAGUGAAAGAAAGACCAUUUGAAUAAGA